UUAAGCUCAAGACUGAUUUUAAUCUGGUAAAGUUUUAUAAAGCUUUUUGCAUUGCAUAAAGAUGAACACAUCUGGAAAACAGCUUGAGGAAGCCAAAAGUUUUUUUUUUGUUGUUGAUGAUGUUGUUUAUGAAGACCAGUUAAGGCCAACAGUAUCGUGAGACGAAGAUCAUUCCCUCCCUGACAGGAAAACGCGUUUUUUUUUCAAAUGAUCUGAUCAGCAUAUUAGGCAUACUUGUAGAAAUACAUACGUGUCCUCGUUCUCUUUCCUCAGAUUGUCUGGAGAAGAUAGUACGAGUUCGUGCACAUUUUUUUUUUGAGACUUAGCCUUAUAAACGGCAGCUAAGGCUUUACAGAUAACAAAAUCUUUGUAAACAACAUAUUUUCAGCAGGCUUUCUCCAGAUUUCAUCAGGAGCAAAAGGUUCUUCUACUCGCGCUUGUGAAAAGGUUGAGGAUGAACUGCACCGUCCAAACCAGCGAAGCAGUCCAUGAAUUCCAAAAAGUCACUUCCAUUCCCACCUUCAUACUCGGGGUCCUGGGGAACAUUUAUGUCUUGGUGGUGUUCUGCCGCCGUCCCAGAGCAAAAUGGACCUACAUGAACAUCUACAUCACCAACAUGGCGAUCGCUGACCUCACUCUGUUGACGUUCCUGCCCUUUAAAAUUCAUUACUACGACAGGCCAUUGCAAGACGAUUUAAAGGCGCUGUGUAAUUUCGCUCUGUGGAAUAACUACGUCAACAUGUACGUGAGUAUCUUCACCAUCACGGCCAUUAGCGUGGUGCGCUACGUAGCCAUCAAGUAUCCCAUGAAGGCUAGGAAUAUCUUCUCCUGCAGGAGCGCUCUGGUGGUUUGCGGACUCAUAUGGUUCAUCAUUUGCUCCAUCAGCCCGGUUUACUUUGUGACGGACUCCAAUAACGACAAAACUAUGUGCUUCCAAAGAGUCAAGGUGGCAUUAUCAUUGCAUUUCGUAUUGUUGCUGAUCAUCGUCGGGUUCCUUAUGCCGUUCCUCAUCAUGCUCUUCUGCUCCGUUAGAGUUGUUUGCACUUUAAGGAAGCAGUUGGAUGUCGGAACGCGUUCUGAGAAGCUCCAAUGCAUUUUUAUCAUCGUGGCCAAUUUCAUUGUUUUCGUCAUAUGCUUUCUCCCCGUCCACGUGGGUUACUUCGUAAAAAACAUACUGCAAAACAAGUACACAGUUGCAGAGGACGACAACAGCUGCUACUAUAAACAGAUCGCACACGACUUCCUGCACGUUGCUAUUUGCAUUUCCAAUAUGAACUGCGGUUUGGACUGUUUCAGCUAUUUUUUCGCCACCAAAACGUCAUGGAAUAUGUGCUGCAUGAAUAAGAGUACAAAUAACAAAGGUGAAUUUACUACUAAUAGGGUUUCGGAUCCAGUUAGUACAUCUGCGUAAUUGUUUCGACUUAUGGCUGUUAUGGCUUUUUUGUUAAUUUUUUUUCUUUUUUUUUUGUGAAUCAUGAAACAAAACUACAUAUUAUACUCUGAACCCCACGUGGAUUUACACAAACUGAGAGAUUCAAAAAGUGUUAGGUUGUGUUCCAGCUCCCCUAUACUCUGCAUUCUCAUAAGGCUUUUGCAUUAUUAAAUACAAAAUACUAUGAAUGUAUUAUGAGUAUUUUAAUCUGUACAGUAAUCAGUAAUAAAUGUUU
Molecule: messenger RNA, 1667 nt
Organism: Labeo rohita (rohu)
Lineage: Eukaryota; Metazoa; Chordata; Actinopteri; Cypriniformes; Cyprinidae
Gene: gpr35.1
Product: G protein-coupled receptor 35, tandem duplicate 1
Exons: 2
Coding region: 455-1411 (318 amino acids)
Biological process (GO): phospholipase C-activating G protein-coupled receptor signaling pathway; positive regulation of Rho protein signal transduction
Cellular component (GO): membrane
Molecular function (GO): G protein-coupled receptor activity
Source: RefSeq, a predicted model, not a curated record